Sparassis crispa is the source of this 5847-nucleotide messenger RNA. RefSeq lists its product as hypothetical. Gene Ontology annotation, molecular function: molecular adaptor activity. Gene Ontology annotation, biological process: protein K11-linked ubiquitination; anaphase-promoting complex-dependent catabolic process; metaphase/anaphase transition of mitotic cell cycle. Gene Ontology annotation, cellular component: anaphase-promoting complex. The coding region runs from base 1 to 5847 and encodes 1948 amino acids. The transcript has 6 exons. NCBI's taxonomy places the organism in Eukaryota, Fungi, Basidiomycota, Agaricomycetes, Polyporales, Sparassidaceae. The record is from RefSeq and is a predicted model, not a curated record.
AUGGAGUCUAUGCAACCUCUUAUUCUAAGUCCACGAUGGCGUCCAAUAUCAUCGGCCCAUCAAUAUCUCGCUUACGCGUCGUCCUCAAAACAUGCAGUCAAAGCUGAAGAGUCUAACCUACUGAAAUCUAUCCGUGCCACGUUGGCGGGAAGUCGAGGCGACUCUGAUGCUACCGUACAUUCCACCUUGUAUUCGGCAACCGAAGAUGCUCCAGGAGACGAGGAGCUCAGCUGGGAUGCCCACACCGUCGUUCUCAGUUCCGGUGGAAUAAUACGUCAAAGGUUCAAUUUUGAAGACGAGGGUGAACCUGUUCAGUGGGCCUGUAUUGGCUACUUUGAACAACCAAGUGCAGUCACAUCGGCAUCUUCCAUGCGCCCCGCCCACUACACGUACUGCAAUCCCGAGAUGUCGACGCCUGUGUCGGACUCCUCGCAAAGAGCGACUUUUGGUCCCUUUGCCCGCGCCCAGCAGGAGCAGAAACGCGAGCAUGAGCCUGGGUCUUACGCACGAGCUUUGUUCGUUUUCCUGCGCAGCAUUGGCAAGAUAUUUUUAUUCGGUGACAUGGAUUACACGUUCAAUCUGCCAUUUAUUGUGCGUAGAGCGUGGCCAUUACACCCUUACGGAGUGAUGAUUCAACGGGUUGUAGACGCGGUGGAAGUGGCGGAGGCGAAGACCUCACAGGAAUCUCUUCUACCGACUAUCUUCACCCUCGUUCAUCCCUUCGCCGAGCCACUUGCGGUAUGUUCUGCUGAGAAGAUUAUAGGAGGUUUUCACCAGGUUCCUGCGUCGCUUAAGGAUGACGACUCUCACAAGUCCAUGAACUUCGUGGACGCGGAGGAGCACAUCGUCUGGCUGUCACAACGAGGGUUCGACUUGUCGGAUCAAGUCAUGGUUACUAUUAAUGCAACAACAAGCCAGGUCUCGCUUUGGAGAUAUGCCUUGAUCAAACCACAGGAUGCUGCCGCUUCUCACGAACGACCACGACCACGCACGAAGGCCAAUAAACGAGCUUCUAUGACCGGGGGGACUCCCGUUCAUCGUAGACACGUCAGCAUUGCCAUGGGCGAAGCGCCUGCUCAUGCAAACGGGCUCUCUGCUCAAGGAAUCUAUAUGUUGUCAUUGAGUGCUUUACCUGGAAUGCCGCCAUCGCUGUCUGCAGCGGCCACUAUGGCUGCUCUAGUGAAUGGGACGUCAUCUGAGCCUCAGCGCCCUGGAAAACGACAGCACUCUAUCAGUAAACUCGACUUGAGCGUAACGAUGGACCAGAUGGUCUCGAAUGCCCGUGUGCAUGCCGAAGUCCCUCCACAGCCUGUUGAUACGGCGAAGAUGACUCCUGCAUAUUGGAUGGAGAAGCUAUACACCCAAGAGAUCUCAGCAUCAGAUGCAGCGUCUUUGGGAGACAUCUCUGCCGCACAAUUUGACCAGCGCUGGGAUGGCUCUGUCAAUCGCUCGCUACUGAGUGUAUGUCUACCCAGAACGGACACUUUACUGAUAUUCUGCGUCACGAAACAUGGUGACCACACUCUGACUGCGUCACCUCACACCCGUCUCUCUGCGUGUUCUGUGGCCGCAAUUCGGGCCACUCGUGACACCGUCCGCGACUUGUUGGUGUUACGACGGGACGGUGGUCUAGCCGUCCUCACGCAUGGUUUGUACGAGGUGCCUCUGCAAUUCACACUCCCCGAACGAGAUGGAGGUAUGGAUAUGGACAUCGACCCACCACCCAAUUCCAAUUUCAAGCCACAAGUUCCUUCCGAUGGUGGCGUCAUUGCCAUCGAGGAUGCUCUCGAUUCUUCCAUCACCGUCGUAUUUUCAAACAGCUCUCGCUUUCGCGUUACAAUCAACUUGAUGCCGCAUGAUGCUACGGCUCGUCAAUGUCUACUCAUGUUGGCAAUGAUACUUCCCGCAGAUACAUCAUUUGCUCUCCACAGUCGGUUCCUGUCGAAGUGGUCACAACAGAACUUUUCCAUUGUUGAGGACGUAGAGUUUGGGGCCUUCACUGCGGCACUCUAUGAAGUUUUACAACUGGAGCGACCAGACCCAGUCCCGCGUCCUUCAAUAGACCCUAAUAUUAGUCGCCCCUGGCCAGCUCUUGCUGGCAGUACAUCAUAUUCUCGCUUUGGUGAAGAUCCUGCAUUACAGAGUUUGCAGCUACCUCCGCCUUCUCUCCGUACAGCUUAUGUCUGCAAGCAACCUGAUAAGCCAACACACCCUCUUCUCGCCCCUGUUCUGAACGCUUUGCAUUAUGUUGCCGAGGAUAUGCGAUGUUUGGUAUACAAGCAUCCUGCAUUACUCAAGCUGGUCCCAGUCAUCUGUCGGAUUGCUAUGGUGGUUCGUCCCGAGUGGGCGGAUUUCUGGAAGCGCUUAUGCCCAGAAGCUAUCGAUGUAUGGCCUUCACCAGCAACCACAGUCAUUGCCCAUCUAGACGAGCGACUCCCUCUCUGGCCUCCUGAUAUGUCGGCAAUUCUGUAUGGUCGCAUUAAUAACCCGGAGUGGAGCAUUCCUUGGCCAGAAAGUCAAGAAUUUGGUGCACAAUUUAAGAUCAAUGCAUCAUUCGCCUACGGUCGCACGGAGCCUCUCGCGCGCAUUCACAAGCUCACGGCCGUGUACAUGUGCCUUGCGGAUAGCAAAGUCGCUGAGAGCAGGAAACGCGCGGAGAAUGCUCUGCGUAUGCUGGUGAAGUCACAGAUUGGGCUUGAUGUCCUACGUUACUUGCCUAUUGGGAUUGCUGCGCCACUCAGAGAGGCCGCACGGACGUGCCAGCUAGCUCCUUCAGGAGAUUGGUCUGUUUCUGCUUACCAGUUGAUCGGACGCAACGAUCUGGCAGAGGGCUUGAGCUCCUCGCCUGAUACGCUUACUAGCUAUGGGUAUCGUUCAGCAAAGGAUCACACCAUCUUCUCAGCCCCGCGCAAAACGAUCCGGGAGCAAAUAGAGGAAUCGUGCAAGACUGCAGGUGAACUCGGCGUUGUGUCCGGCGUCGAAUUGGACCUUAAGGAUUUCACGCACAUUCGGUUCGGACAAGACAGAAGGUUGGAGGAGGUUGCGCGUAUGCUUUGUUCAUCUAGCAUUCCGACAAUCAAGGCCAUAGAUCACCCAGAACUAAGUGAACACGAUCAAGCCAAGGAAAAUCAGCAUCAGGUCGUCCGAAUGGCCGAAAGAACGCUGGCACUCCCUCUAGGUCGAGCCUUGUUCACUUUCGGCUCUGUUCCAACCGUGACGCGCGAGGCAUAUGCGAUUCCGAAGCUCGAGUUUACUGUUCGACUUCAACCCCACAGUAUGCUGAUAACUCCAGAGCUUGGGAAGGUCCCGCCCGAAUGCCUGAGCUGGGGAGAGUUCCACAAUGGCGUUGCAGCCGGCUUGCGGAUAUCUUCGCAGUCAAAUGCUGUCGAGAGCACCUGGAUCAAGUUCAACAGACCCUCUGACCUGACACCCGAGCACGCCGGCUUCUUGUUCGCACUUGGAUUGACAGGCCACCUCAGAGAAAUGUUGACAUGGCACACCUUCGGAUAUCUCACACCGAAACAUGACAUGACUUCGAUUGGCGUCCUUCUUGGUCUUUCUGCUGCGAAUGCUGGUAGCAGCAACCCCCAUGUCACGAAACUCCUUGCUGUGCACACCCCAGCCUUACUUCCCACUCCAACUGUUGACUUGAAUGUGCCGCUCAUCACUCAGGCUGCAGGCUUGACGGGCAUCGGGCUGCUCUACAUGGGGACGAAGAAUAGGCGUAUGGCAGAAGUGUGUCUGGGCGAGAUCAGUCGCAAGGACCUCUAUCAGCCUGAUCUCAGCAACGAGUACCGGGAGGCCUACACAUUGUCGGCUGCCCUUGCUUGUGGAAUGGUGAUGCUUGGUAAAGGGUCCUCCAUCCCAGCCGACCUGAACCUUCUAUCACGUUUGCGCGUCCUUAUACACGGAGAGGGGCACACAAUGGUGGACGGCAAGUCACAGCGGCCGUCCUUUGACAUCAAUUUAACGUCACCUACUGCUACGAUUGCGCUCGGCUUGAUGUACUUGAGGACGGAACGGCAAGACGUCGCUGACAUCCUCACGAUUCCUGAUACGCUUCUGGCUUUAGACAGCGUGCAACCAAGCUUCUUGUUACUGCGUACGUUGGGCAGGGCGCUGAUAAUGUGGGACAGGAUUGCCCCCAACCAGGUUUGGUUAUCGGCACAGAUUCCACCCAACAUCGGCAUGGCGAUGAACGGGCGGUUCCAAGGCAAGCCGGUGGAUGACGCGUACGAGUUGGCGUAUUACAACAUCCUUGCUGGCGGCUGCUUUGCCAUAGCGCUCAAGUUUGCGGGUACCGCGCGAGAGGAGGCGUACUUGCUCAUCAUCCAUUACUACGACAUGUUCAGCCAGCUGACGUACACCAACAGUCCUGCUUUUGAUCACAGAAUCAAGCGUUCAGCUAUUCGCGACGGCCUAAAUCUGAUCUCGAUAUCGCUCAACAUGGUCAUGGCCGGAACAGGCGAAAUUAACUGUUUGCGCAGGCUGAGAUAUGCGUAUGGCAUGUACAACCAUCCCAUCAGAUAUGGCACGUACGUUACUACUCACAUGUCCUUAGGCCUACUCUUCCUCGGUGGCGGGCGCUUUACCCUGGGCACUUCUGAUGCUGCAAUUGCAUGCAUGAUUGCAGCUUUCUUCCCCCGAUAUGCGGCAAUCUCUUCCGACAACAAAAGUUAUCUCCAAGCCCUGCGUCAUCUGUGGGUGCUGGCAGUAGAACCUAGGUGUCUCAUAGCGCGGGACGUAGAUACAAAGGAGGUGGUGUACCUGCCCGUCAAGAUCAAGGUCAAAGAGGGCAAGGAUGUUGGGACCACACAGCUGAUCUCCCCGACGCUGAUUCCUGAUCUCGACAAGUUGCUUUCGAUCCGAGUAGAUACUCCGCGGUACUGGCCCUUCUACUUGGACAUCGCGAACUACCCUCGUCACAAGGACUCACUCCUUCGAAGCCAGACGCUCUUUGUCAAACGGCGAACCGCGUUCUUGAGCUAUAUGGAGGAUCCAAAGGGCAGCCGGAGCCUUUUUGUGCGAUCCGGGUCGUCCACCGGGGACGCUGCCACUCUCGACUUCCCACAGCUGACAGAACUCAAAACCCAUCCAGCUAGUGACCUUCACCAGUUUAUAUCCUCGUUUUCAAAUGAUGCACUCUUCCUCGCUUUUGCUGACCGCUUCUGCCGUGACGACGGGGAAACUACGCAGGAGCGCCUACUGCAUUCUUACUGUCACGCAAGUCUCCUUGAUAGUAUCCUGCAGGACAAGGCGCAGACGAUCCAGUCGCACCUGACACUCUUCCGCUACCGGACCAUGUCGCUGAAGUCACGGUACUUCAGCCUCCGGGCACAAGACCUGCGCUUUGCAACGGACUUCUACAACAAAGUAUAUGACAGGCGGUUCGGCGGCCGCGCGGAGAACAAUCCCCGUCCACCUCUCAUCCGCGAGAACACGCUGUCGGGUGCGUCCCAUGCGUUGGACCUCCAGCUUGACCACAUUCGCGACACAGCGGUGUUCAAGCGGAUAUUGGGGCAUUACGCCCGUGGCGAGGCCAUACCCGCCUUCUCAGUUGGCUCUGCAGAGCACGCAGCUGCUGCGUACCUUUCCUGGUACCUGCAGCGCAACAAUGUUCCGGUGUCGACGUUCCUGCACAUGCUCAAGCGGCUUGCGAAUGACGCGCACGUGCAAUGUCUGCGGAUGCCACCGCCGCAGGGCACGACGGAUGCUAUGUUACUGGAUAAGGGCAUCAAGGAGAUCCUCCAUGCGACUGGCACCCAGAUGUCAACUACGAUGGGGUCGGGUUGGGCGAUACGGUCGCUGGACGAGGUUAUUGCAGCUUGGAACUUUGCGUCAUCAUGA